AUGUCCCUAUCGUCGAGCACCUCAGCGCAGUUUGCCCCUAUUCGUAGGUCGCCACUGCCGUCGACACAUUCGCUAGCUACGCUAGCCAAUGACAACAAUAAUCAUCACAAUAAUAAUUCGCUUGUGAAUUCGGCUUUAGAGCCCGUACUCGAGACUACACCGCUUACUAACGGCGGUCCAAAACUAAAAAAGGCCACUGUACCGGUACCAGAUCCGCGACGUCCUGUAUUUCGCGAGCAACCAGUGCCUCGAUUCGCCGGCACACCAUUUCUCGUGAGUUAG
Molecule: messenger RNA, 282 nt
Organism: Haemonchus placei
Lineage: Eukaryota; Metazoa; Nematoda; Chromadorea; Rhabditida; Trichostrongylidae
Source: the annotation of a GenBank genome assembly